This is a messenger RNA of Fusarium coffeatum, 1671 nucleotides long. RefSeq lists its product as uncharacterized. The record is from RefSeq and is a predicted model, not a curated record. The transcript is spliced from 4 exons. Gene Ontology annotation, biological process: magnesium ion homeostasis. Bases 1 to 1671 code for a protein of 556 amino acids. Gene Ontology annotation, cellular component: intracellular membrane-bounded organelle. Lineage: Eukaryota; Fungi; Ascomycota; Sordariomycetes; Hypocreales; Nectriaceae.
AUGGCACACGCUCCGAGAUAUAAUAUGGGCUCAAUACGGCCGGCUGUUAUCGGUAUGGGUCGAGUCUUCGGCGCCAGCUUGACAGCGGUCAAUGCCUUUCCUGUUGACACCUUGGGUCAUCAUGGCGAAGAGGACGAGGAGGGUACCAGCCUCUGGGUCCUUGCUGUUGCUUCAAUGGUUUUAUCGGGCGAUCCCGCGGAAGCGCAGUCUAAGAACGCGAAACGUGUGUUGAAGCUGUUAAAUCGAGGAAAGCAUUGGGUUCUGGUCACCCUGUUAUUAUCUAACGUUAUUGUCAACGAGUCGCUUCCCGUUGUUUUGGAUCGAACCCUCGGCGGCGGCGUUGCUGCCGUUGUUGGCAGUACUGUUCUCAUCGUCAUCUUUGGUGAAAUUGUUCCCCAGUCCAUCUGUGUCCGAUUCGGUCUCCCUAUCGGUGGAUACAUGUCAACACCGGUCCUUCUUCUCAUGUACCUUACCGCUCCCGUUUCUUGGCCUAUUGCGAAGCUUCUCGACUGGAUUCUGGGAGAGGACCACGGCACCCUGUACAAGAAGAGCGGUCUCAAGACUCUUGUCACCCUCCAUAAGUCGCUGGGUGAAAUCUCCGAGCGAUUGAACCAGGAUGAAGUCACCAUCAUCACAGCCGUCCUGGACUUGAAGGACAAGCCAGUCGCUGAAGUUAUGACCCCCAUCUCCGAUGUCUACACGCUUGCCGAAGACCAUAUCCUCGAUGAAAAGACCAUGGACGAUAUUCUGUCUUCUGGAUACUCGCGAAUUCCCAUAUACCGCUCUGGAAACCACCUGGACUUUGUUGGCAUGCUUUUGGUCAAGACUCUCAUUACAUACGACCCGGAAGAUAGGAUCCCCGUUCGUGAAGUGCCCCUUGGUGCCAUCGUCGAAACCCGCCCCGAGACUAGCUGUUUGGACAUUAUCAACUUCUUCCAGGAGGGGAAGUCGCACAUGGUACUCGUGUCUGAGUUCCCCGGUUCAGACCAUGGUGCUCUGGGUGUUGUCACUCUCGAGGAUGUUAUUGAGGAACUAAUUGGAGAGGAAAUUGUUGAUGAAUCCGAUGUCUAUGUCGAUGUCCACAAGGCCAUCCGACGUCUUACUCCUGCGCCCCGAGCUCGCCGAAUUCACGCUGCCGCCACUGCUGCCUCUGUCAUCGCCUCCAAAAAGGCUCCUGGCGACUCUGUUCUUAUCGAUGUUGACGAACACGACGAAUCACCUCACCGUGACCCCGAGACAGCGUCCUUCCAUAGCAACUAUGAAGGGGGCUUCCACAAUGCUGCAAAGACUGCGAUUCACAUGAAGCGCCGAACAUCCGAUGGUGGCAUAGAAGGCACUCCCGUCAUUGUCAAGGCUAGUCUGGACGAAAUGAGGUCUAAGCUCCGUCUUGGACCUGCUAACCGAGCCGCCAACCCACGCAGCAACACUCGCAGUCUCUUCAAGAUCAAGCAAGGUCUGGGUGCUACUAGCGGAACUCCUCCCGACAGCUCAAGACCUCUGCCUCCUCGUGCGCAAUCUCACAUGGGUUUCACGAACACACAGGCGUCCCCAUCAAAAACUCAGGGACACGAACGAACCCCGUUGUUGGGUGUAGGCGAGGACCAUGACGAGGGCGCGGAAGAAGAUGAGAACCAUAAUGACAAUGGCCGCAAGACUAAUGGCAUGCAUUAA